Messenger RNA from Oxyura jamaicensis (ruddy duck), 2768 nucleotides. RefSeq names its product reticulon 4 receptor (gene RTN4R). Gene Ontology annotation, cellular component: plasma membrane. The record is from RefSeq and is a predicted model, not a curated record. Lineage: Eukaryota; Metazoa; Chordata; Aves; Anseriformes; Anatidae. Bases 694 to 2145 code for a protein of 483 amino acids. The transcript has 2 exons. Gene Ontology annotation, molecular function: protein binding.
CCCGAUGCCGGCAUCCUCCCGGCCGGCCCUAUCCGCGGCCUCCUUUAGGGGGCACCUCUCCUCCAGGAAUGAGCCGCCGGCCGCCCUGCCCGGCCCGCGGCCGCGCACCGCGGGCACCCGUGGCGGAGCCGUCGCCGUCGGAGCGGGCCCUGCGCGCUCCGGCUGCCCCCGGCGCGGCCCCUCCCUCCAUCCCGUGCCCGUCUCCCCCGUCCUCCCUCUCACUCCUCCAGCCAGUAAAUCCGAUCUAGGCUGAUUCCUCUCACGUCAAACCACAUGAUCCCAUAAAACAUUCAUCGCCUCUCCAUCCCUGCGCCCCGCUCGCUCGCUCCCGGGAUACAGUGCAGCAGGCUCCGCGCUCCCCGCCGCCGCCGGCUCUGCCUCCGCGGGAUCCGCCGCAGCCCCAGCCCCGUGCGUGCGGCGGGCGGGAGGGAGGACGGAGGGAGGAGGCAGGCAGGCAGGCAGGCAGGCAGGGAGGGAGGGAGGGGGAGCCUCGCCUGGAUGCUGACUCCAGCUCGGGGGCUGCUCAUUCCCCCGAUGAGCGAGGGCAGCGGCACAGGGAGAGCCCCCUCCCCGCGCGCCGCCGCUCCGCGCUCGGGCUGAAGUUUUGCACGAGGAUCUGCCCCGCUCUCGCAAGGAUUGUACCGGCUGCCGCUCGACUUUGCGCCUCCAGACGUGCCUUCCCCGACCCCUAAGAUGAAGAGGGCGAUAGCUGAAGGAAGCAAACUGCUGAUUUUGGUGCUUUGCUUGAACAUCCAGUCAGAAGUGGAGUCUUGCCCUGGGGCGUGUGUAUGCUACAGCGAACCGAAGAUUACAAUAAGUUGUCAGCAGCAAGGACUGACAGCAAUCCCCACAGAGAUACCCAUCCAGAGCCAGCGCAUCUUCUUGCACAACAACAAGAUAACCCUUGUGAGGUCCACCAGCUUCACCUCCUGUCGCAACAUGACGAUUCUUUGGAUCCACUCUAACAACAUCAGCCUCAUUGAGCCUGGAGCCUUCUAUGGACUCAACAAACUGGAGGAGUUAGAUCUCAGUGACAACACAAACCUGAAGUCUAUCAAUCCUGUCACAUUCCGUGGUCUUGUUCACCUCCACACUUUACAUCUGGAUCGAUGUGGGCUCAUGGAGCUCUCCACAGGGCUUUUUCGGGGAUUGUUUUCCUUGCAAUAUCUCUACCUUCAGGAUAAUAAUCUGCAGAGCCUGCUGGAUGACACUUUCAUAGAUCUCGCAAACCUCACCUACCUGUUUUUGCAUGGUAACAAAAUCAAGAGCUUGUCAGAGAACGUCUUUCGUGGGCUAAUCAACCUUGACCGUCUGCUUCUGCACCAGAACAGAGUCAGCCUGGUUCACCGCCGGUCUUUUCAUGACCUUGGGAAAGUGAUGACCUUAUAUCUAUUUAACAACAACCUGACCGUGCUCACAGGGGAAACCAUGGCUCCUCUGGUGUCCCUCCAGUACCUGCGCUUAAAUGGCAACCAGUGGAUCUGCGACUGCCAGGCUCGAUCCCUCUGGAAUUGGUUUAGGCAGUUUAAAGGAUCAUCUUCGGAGCUAGAAUGCCACCUUCCCCCCCGUCUGGCAGGGAGAGACCUCAAAAGGCUGCAGAGCUCUGAUUUGGAAGGAUGCGUCGACUCUUUCAACCAGAUUCGAACAAGUGUUUUUAGCACUAAGACCAGGUCUGGUAAACUGCCCACUGGGAACCCCCCUCUCGGCUCCCAUGAUGGCUCUGUGAAGUGCUGCCAGCCAGAAAUGGAUAAAUCUUUUAUAUAUGAAGCUAAAGGCAAGGCAGGUCCUUCUUCCCACAGCAGCCGGCCAUCCUCCAACAACCCUCUCAAGGAUAAAGAGAAUAUGUCCAAAACCAAGUACAUUGAGACAGACCGUUCCAAAAAUAGCAGCAACAAGCACAUAAAUGAUUCCCCUUUUGGGACCUUCCCCAGCAUUGUAGACCCUCCAAUGACCAAGUUGAAACCGGAGUUUCUAGAGCCUAUUGAACCUUCUACAGUCCCAACCAAAAAGAGGCAGGGCUGCUCUAAAAAGAACAAAUCAAAGGCCCAGUGCCGCCUCACCCAGCAAGGAAACAGCUCCACGUUACAGUUCAGCCUAAGCCUUUUGAUCCCUCCCUUGGUGUGGAGCUUACUGUUAUUCUGCUAAAAUUAACUCUUUUCCUGGGUUGAUGACACUUUAAUACAAGACUUUUGCUGACCUCCAUAAAUGUUACAAACAAAAGCAAACUACCAUCCACCCUGAGAAAGCUUUGUUACACAAAAGUUAACUGGAUGCCUUUAUAAAAAAAACAAACAAACAAACAAAAAAUCAAAACAAAACAAAAACAAAAGACAGACACUGAGAUGUACAUAAUUUAUUUGUCCUGAAACCUGUGAAUUAUACCUUUGAUCUUCGGAACUGCACUUGCCCACAAAGCAGCUUUUGCUACAGCAGAUGAUAAAGAAAUAUGGUUUAUUUACAGGAAAAAAAAAAAAUGUGUAAGAAACGCUCUGAAAAGAAUGUCUAAAAUUUGUUUGUAACUUGACAUCACACUGAACAAUAUUGCAGGUUCCCAUUUGCAGAGGUAAUGAAUUUGAUGCUGUUUUAAUCCUAUGUUUAUGAAUAUUGCAGUUUUUCCGUAUUCAUUCCAUCACACCAUGUUUACGGGCAGCAUUUGUUAAAGAAUGCUACCUUUUCCUUCACAAGAUUGCAGUAUAUAUAGAUAUGCAUUUUAUUUUACUUGUGUACAAGUAUACAAAAAAUAUAAAAUAAAGAUUUCUUUUUCCUAA